Molecule: messenger RNA, 1101 nt
Organism: Micromonas pusilla CCMP1545
Lineage: Eukaryota; Viridiplantae; Chlorophyta; Mamiellophyceae; Mamiellales; Mamiellaceae
Exons: 1
Coding region: 1-1101 (366 amino acids)
Molecular function (GO): catalytic activity; iron-sulfur cluster binding
Source: RefSeq, a predicted model, not a curated record
AUGGAGACGGACGAGGAGUUCAAGCUCGCGGCGAAGCGACUGAAAGCGGAGGGGCAGAGAGCGCUGACGAAGGAGGAGCGCGCGCGAAGGCGCCGCGCGCUCGACGGCCUCGACGUCCCGAACUUCGACGCCUUCGUCGUCGACCGCGGCGCGUCCGCGCUCGUUCGUAAACCCACGACGAUCCUCCAGGUCAACAUCGGUCUGUACUGCAACCAAGCGUGCUCGCACUGCCACGUCGAGUCAUCGCCGCUGCGCAGAGAGGAGGUCAUGUCCGAGGCGGUGGCGGCGCGACUGGUGGAGUUGAUCGACGCGUCGAAAAAAAAGAGCGCGAUCAAGACGCUGGACGUCACCGGCGGCGCUCCGGAGCUCAUGGCGCAGUUCCGGCCUCUGGUGCUCGCCGCGCGGCAGAGAGGGCUCGACGUCAUCGACAGGUGUAACCUCACGGUGUUGUACGAGCCCGGGCAGGAGGACCUGCCGGAGUUUUUGGCGGAGAACGGCGUCAAGGUGGUGGCGUCGCUGCCGUGUUACUCGGAGGCGAACACGGACGCGCAACGCGGCGUCGGCGUCUUCGAGCGCUCCAUCGCGGCGUUGAAACGGUUAAACGAAGUCGGUUACGGUAUCGAAGGCACCGACCUCGAGCUCGACCUCAUGUACAACCCCGGCGGCGCGUUCUUACCGCCGAGCCAGGAGACGUUAGACGUCGCGUACAGAAGCGAGUUGGGCGACGCGUACGGCGUGAAGUUUUCGAAACUUUUCACGCUUACCAACAUGCCGAUCAAACGGUUCGCGGACUACUUACACCGCGAGGGAAAGACCGAGGCGUACAUGAAGCUGCUCGUGGACAACUUCAACCCGGCCGCCGCGGAAGGGGUGAUGUGCCGCGACCUCGUCAGCGUGUCGUGGGACGGGCGUCUGUUCGACUGCGAUUUCAAUCAACAACUGGACAUGCCGAUGAAAGGCGGGAAUGGCGGCGACGGCGGCCUGAGCGUGUUCGACGUCGCGAGCUUGGACGAGCUCGUGGGGCGGAAGCUCGCGGUGGAUAACCACUGCUUCGGGUGCACCGCGGGCGCGGGGUCGAGUUGCUCCGGUUCGACCGCGUAG